CCAAUUGCCAAACUCUCAAAAUGUACGCCGAACAAGGCGCCAAACUAGCAGUCGACGCCAAACGCACAGAAAACCUACCACAUCUCCCACCUUACAACACAACCGCAGUGCGAGCCGUAACAAAAGAAGUCCGCGACCUCGAUCGCGAAAUUGGCGCGCUCCUCGCCCCAUACGCGAUCCCGGACUCCCAAGACACCUCAAACAAUGGCUCUCAAUCCCAAGGCCUCAAAUCCUCUUUCAACCCCGCAGACGACCCCGGCCUCGCCUGCGCUCUACUCGUAAACCAACUCAGCAUGCGAAGAAAUAAACGCUGUCUCCUCGCAUACCACAAAACCCGCACGGACAAACUCGAGCAAUUCUGCUGGGAAGGUGUAGAUGUCACGGAAUUGGUUAAUGCGUCAAAUGCAAAUUCGAAUGCGAAUGGCGGGACGAAUUCCAACAAUGCCAACGGCAAUGGCAAUAACUCCGGAGGCGCGACUUCUUCUGCAAACGCCACAUCGAGUCUUUCUGCCGAAGAAGAGCAAUACGCUCACGCGUACUCUACUCUGCUCUCCGCGUACAAAGGCCAAUGGUCCGAUAUCGAUCUCACGGGAAGUCUGGACCCUCCCCGGGAUAUUUUCAUUGACGUUCGAGUCCUCAAAGACGCGGGAGAGAUUCAGACCGAGUACGGCAGUAUCAAUUUGACCAAGAACAGUCAAUUCUAUGUUCGGGCGGGAGAUGUAGAAGGGUUGGUGAGGCAGGGCUAUUUGCAGAAAUUGGGGUGAUGCGGGGAAUGAAAAGUUGGAAUGCACGCAAGAAGAUCGAAGAUCGAUGCGUGUGCU
This is a messenger RNA of Cercospora beticola, 821 nucleotides long. RefSeq names its product DNA replication protein PSF1 (gene PSF1). Gene Ontology annotation, biological process: DNA replication; DNA strand elongation involved in mitotic DNA replication. Lineage: Eukaryota; Fungi; Ascomycota; Dothideomycetes; Mycosphaerellales; Mycosphaerellaceae. The record is from RefSeq and is a predicted model, not a curated record. Gene Ontology annotation, cellular component: GINS complex.